GGCUUAAGUGUUAAUGCUUCAUGUAAACUGGCUUUAACAAUCAAUGUCGGAGCUGCAGUCUCGAGCUUGUGCGGCGCGCGCGCGCGCGGUGUUCGGUGUUUUCUCAACCGUUUUUCCAGAUGCCUAGCAGUUCUGAGGAGUAUUAAUUUAACUAUAAAUAUCCUGAAAGUCAAGUCUGUUUUGGCAAGACCGUCUGAAAAGUUUUGUGGGAUCAAAUAAUAAAAAUGAGUCUAUCUCCAGCCGUGGAGCCUAAGUUGGAGGAACUGAAGGGAAAAAUCAGACACCUACAGCAAGUCAAAAGGACACUUGAAGAGGAUCUGAGGGAGGCCCAGUGUCUGAGGGAUGCGCUGCAAGAAGAACAAGAUGCUUUGUGCACAGCGGUUCACCAGCUGGAGAUAACAUACAAAGAGAAAGAAGAGUCUUGCAAGGUGCUGCAGUAUAAAUGUGAGGAGCUGGAAUUUGAUUUAAAGAGAGAACAGCAGCUGAGCAGUGAGACCGAGGACCUUGUUCAGCAGUAUACCUUUCAAAUACAAGAGAUGAAGCUGAAACACAGGAAACUACGGAUGAAAUUUGAAGGUGAGCUUCAGCAGCUGAUGGCCCAGCACAAGCACCUCUACUCAGUUUAUUCUCCAGAACAGCUACCUGGAGAAAUAGAGAGGCUUCAGAAAGUCACAGCGCAGUUGCUAAAAGCAGCAGAAGAGCUGCGGCUGUCACAACUUAAUUCUCUUGAGGAGGAGCUAAAGCGAGUGGCCAAUGGGCAGCAGCCAGUGGGGGGCGCUGCAGACACAGCGGAGGCCCACAUUCAGCAGGCCUUUGUUCCUCACAUUGCUUAAAGCAGAAUGCAGCUUCAUGGAUUCCAGUUCGCCAAGCAAAAGCAAACCCAGGAGGAGUUGUUCUCGUUAGCACAUAUAGCAACAUCUCAAAUGAAAGGAGCCCAGACAUGUUUUUGUCUUGCACCACCACAAAAUUUCAUAAUGGACCACAUGAAUAGCUGGAAUAGCUGGAUGGUUUGUGGUAUCCAAAGCAGUAAAGCAACGUAGCACGUGUUAUUGUUUAUAAUUUACCCGUACGUCUAUGAAUAUUGGAAAACAGUUUACAGCUCUUCCCUUGUAUUGUUACUUUAUGAAAUAAAAUUGAUUUAAAUUCAGA
Molecule: messenger RNA, 1149 nt
Organism: Paramormyrops kingsleyae
Lineage: Eukaryota; Metazoa; Chordata; Actinopteri; Osteoglossiformes; Mormyridae
Product: synaptonemal complex central element protein 1
Biological process (GO): synaptonemal complex assembly
Cellular component (GO): synaptonemal complex
Source: RefSeq, a predicted model, not a curated record